AAUUAUUUGCGGAAGUAAGUAUGAGCGUGUCGUUUACGAACUGCAGGAUACAUUGUGAAUACCAUCAUGAUUUAGGCCGGUUAUAGUAGUUCCCGAUAUAGUUUUUUUUUAUUGUUAUUAUUAAAUUUUGUAUUACUUCUUGGAACAACUUUCGGACUAGUUAUGUCCAAAUCGACGGCGAAAUACCGGAAAGACAACCAGUCAUUACAGUUGCCAAUCUACAAGCAUAAAGCUAAACUGGUACAGGCUGUGAAGGAGAGCACUUUCUUGGUGGUUACCGGUGAGACUGGCAGCGGGAAAACGACGCAGCUUCCACAGUAUUUGUGCCAAGCAGGUUUUUGUAAAAAUGGCAAAAUUUGCAUCACCCAGCCCCGCCGUGUGGCUGCCAUCACGGUGGCUCAAAGGGUUGCCCAUGAGAUGCAGUGCACUCUGGGAAGAGAGGUGGGCUACCAGGUGCGCUUUGACGACUGCACGACGCAGGACACGGAGUUGAAAUACAUGACGGAUGGCUGCUUGCUCAGAGAGGUCCUGGCAGACCCUGGACUUUCUCACUACAGUGUUGUAGUCUUGGAUGAGGUCCACGAACGAAGCCUGAACACUGAUAUCCUCCUGGGUUUGCUGAAAAAAGUAUUUUCGAAUCCGACUGAAGCUAUGAAGGGCCGAGCUUUCCCACUAAAGGUGGUGGUGAUGUCCGCCACCAUGGAAACAGACAAACUUUCCGCCUUUCUAGGUGACUGCCCGGUAUUUGCUAUCCCUGGAAGGACUUUUCCUGUCACGUGUACGUUGGGCACUGCCGUGGGACCUAAAGACCUACAGAGCACGGGUUAUGUGAAAGAGGUUGUCUCUCUGGCUCUGGAUGUUCACACUAGUGAGAAGGCUGGCGACAUUCUGGUGUUUUUAACAGGUCAGUUGGAGAUCGAGCGGGCGUGCGAUUUGCUGUUUGAGAAAGCGGAGUCGAUAGACUACCGCUAUGAUGUACAGGACAAAACAGUGGAUGGACUACUUAUUUUACCCCUCUAUGGUUCCAUGCCAACCGAGCAACAGCGGCAGAUCUUCCAGCCUCCUCCUCCGGGAAUAAGGAAGUGUGUGGUGGCCACCAACAUCGCUGCCACAUCUCUCACCAUCAAUGGCAUCAAGUACAUCAUAGACAGCGGCUUUGUGAAGCAACUCAACCAUAACUCCAGGGUGGGCAUGGACAUUUUAGAAGUGGUACCCAUUUCAAAGAGUGAAGCUCUGCAGCGAGCAGGCCGGGCUGGAAGAACCUCAGCGGGGAAGUGUUUCCGCAUCUACACCAAGGAAUUCUGGGAGGAAUGCAUGCCCGAAUAUACAAUUCCAGAGAUCCAGAGGACGAGUUUGACUGCAGUGGUCCUCACUCUCAAGUGCCUGGGUGUACAUGAUGUCAUUAGGUUUCCCUAUCUGGACCCUCCAGAAGAGAGGUUUAUCCUGGAGGCACUGAAACAGCUCUACCAGUUUGAUGCUAUCGACAGGUUUGGUGGUGCGCUCUUUGCCUUUUUGGGUAUUGUUAACACAACAGUGCUAGCAGUCACAAGGGGCAUGUUGUCUGCCAGGAGAGGUCGAGUGACUCGCCUGGGGGAGCUAAUGGUGGAGUUCCCCCUGCAGCCCGGCCUCACCAGGGCCCUGCUCAAAGCUGCCUCGCACGGCUGCCAGGAUCUGCUUCUCUCCGUGGCCGCCAUGUUGUCUGUCGAGAACAUCUUCAUCCGGCCUGGCCACCCUGACAAGCAGAAAGAGGCAGAUCAGAGUCACAGAGCACUGGCGGCCAAUAGCGGCGGCGUAAAUGACUUCGGUACACUUCUGAGUGUGUUUCAGCAGUGUAAAUCCAGUGAAAGACCGUCAGCGUGGUGCAAGGAUAAUUGGAUCCACUGGAGGGCGCUCAAGUCUGCCUUUAGUGUCGAGACUCAGCUCCGUGACAUUCUCCUCCGUUUGCAACAAAGGAGAGAUUUCCCAGUGGAGAAAUUCGAUGGCAAUAAGAACGAACUCUUUAGACGGUGUCUGUGCACAGGAUACUUCACCAAUGUUGCCAGAAGAUCUGUUGGAAAGGUAUUUUGCACAAUGGAUGGUCAUGGGUCUAUGGUUCACAUUCAUCCAUCAUCAUCGUUGUUCGACAAGGAGAUGGAGCUGGAUUGGAUUCUCUUUCACGACGUGUUGGUGACAUCACGGGUGUACGUCAGGACAGUAUGUCCCAUCCGAUAUGAGUGGGUGAAAGAUCUUCUGCCCAAAUUGCACGAGGUGGACGUUUAUGAACUAAGCAGCGUGGCGCGAGAAGAAGUCACCGAUGAGGAGGUGACCAAGUGGGAGACGAGGGAGGCUGCCAAAAGACAAUCAGAGAUUUCUGCUGAGGAUGCCUUGAAGAAAGUGGAGAAGCGAAACAAUGAAAAUAGCGUCAGUGAGGCACGCGCUCGCUAUCUUCAGCGGAAACUGCAAAGACAACAGAAUAAAGUUGUUUGAGAUUGCGCUUGUCUUACUUAGUGAGGAGAAAGUAGGAGUGUAUUGCCGGUAGUAGGAUCUAAAAUAAUUGCCAAAACAGGUUGCCAUAUGCAUGGAUGUAAUGGACCUGAUUCACGGUGUCCAGUUAUGUUUUCUUUUUAAAUAACAUACUGACAAUAAAUAUUUUUGAUACA
This is a messenger RNA of Hippocampus comes (tiger tail seahorse), 2639 nucleotides long. It is a transcript of the gene dhx40, whose product is annotated as DEAH (Asp-Glu-Ala-His) box polypeptide 40. The record is from RefSeq and is a predicted model, not a curated record. The transcript is spliced from 16 exons. Gene Ontology annotation, cellular component: intracellular anatomical structure. Gene Ontology annotation, molecular function: ATP binding; RNA binding; 3'-5' RNA helicase activity. Bases 163 to 2466 code for a protein of 767 amino acids. Lineage: Eukaryota; Metazoa; Chordata; Actinopteri; Syngnathiformes; Syngnathidae.